UGGGGCCUGGCCGUUCUGUAAGCUCGGGGCAGCGGUGACUCAGGCUCGGAAACGGGCGGGGAAAGGGAUGCUGGAGCCAGCAGACAAGUUCUGCCGGCCCGGCUCUGGCGAGCGAAGGCUGCACCGUCCAACCAGGAAAACCCCAGUACGGAAGAACGUCGAGCGUAGCCAAUCAGCGGCUUCAGCCUUGUGGAAGGCGGGACUUUCCCGGGGUGGUACUUCCUGUUUCGAAUAAACACCCUGAGGUCCCCCUCGGCCGGGUGAAGUGCGUCCCUCUGGGGCUGCGGCCGCGUCUCCUACUGGGCCUUCGCUCGGCGGGUUGGAGCAGCAGAUCGACACGGGCCCUUCCUGCCGCAGAGCGCGGGACUUGGGCCGGGCGGGAAGGCGGCAGCCGCGAUGACUCUCUUCCCUCCGCCAAGGUCCGAGCUGAUGUGGCCCAAUGAUCCCGCGGAAACGCCACGGGGCUAAGAAUACGGAUCAGGGCGUCUACCUGGGGCUGUCGAAGACACAGGUCCUGUCCCCUGUCCUGUCUCCCGCCACUGCGGGCACAGGCCGUAGCGACGCCGCGCCCCCGUCCGCGGCGUCGGCCCCGCCCCCGCCCCCGCCCGGCACCAUGUCCUGCAGGGACCGGACCCAGGAGUUCCUGUCCGCCUGCAGGUCGCUGCAGAGUCGGCAGAAUGGAAUCCAGACAAAUAAGCCAGCUCUAUGUGCUGCCCGACAGCGCAGUGAAUUUACCCUUAUGGCCAAGCGCAUUGGGAAAGACCUCAGCAACACGUUUGCCAAGCUGGAGAAGCUGACAAUCUUGGCAAAGCGCAAGUCCCUCUUCGAUGAUAAAGCAGUAGAAAUCGAGGAGCUAACAUACAUCAUCAAACAGGAUAUCAAUAGCCUCAACAAGCAAAUUGCUCAACUUCAGGAUUUCGUGAGGGCCAAGGGCAGCCAGAGCGGCCGGCACCUACAGACACAUUCCAACACCAUUGUGGUCUCACUGCAGUCAAAGCUGGCUUCCAUGUCCAAUGACUUCAAGUCGGUGUUAGAAGUGAGGACAGAGAACCUGAAGCAGCAGAGGAGCCGGAGGGAGCAGUUCUCCCGGGCCCCCGUGUCUGCCCUGCCCCUCGCCCCCAGCCACCUGGGUGGUGGCCCCGUGGUUCUGGGGGCCGAGUCCCAUGCUUCCCGGGAUGUGGCCAUUGACAUGGUGGAUGCACGCACCAGCCAGCAGCUCCAGCUCAUGGAUGAGCAGGAUUCCUACAUCCAGAGCCGGGCGGACACCAUGCAGAACAUUGAGUCCACAAUUGUGGAGCUGGGCUCUAUUUUCCAGCAACUGGCGCAUAUGGUGAAGGAGCAGGAGGAGACCAUUCAGAGGAUCGACGAGAAUGUCCUUGGAGCUCAGCUCGAUGUGGAGGCUGCCCACUCCGAGAUCCUCAAGUACUUCCAGUCCGUCACCUCCAAUCGGUGGCUCAUGGUCAAAAUCUUCCUUAUCCUCAUCGUCUUCUUCAUCAUCUUCGUGGUCUUCCUGGCCUGACCCCGUCCACCCCGAGGCAGUGCCCAGGACACGGGCCGUGACGACAGCAGGGGGCGGGUCUGCCGCUGAGCCUGUGCUGGGUGCUGUGGACAAGGCCCUGAGUCCCUGGAGCUGCGCAGGGUGGCCACCAGCCCUGACCCCCAUGCCUCCUGCUACCCUCAGGCCCGUGGGACACACAUGGGCCUGGGUCUGGACUCUGCAGCGACAGGAAGGGAGCAGGAGCUGGCCAGGGGCUGCUGUGGGCCGUGUCUCCCCCCGGGAGAUUUUUAUAAAUCCUCCACACUUUGAGAGAGAACUGGACAGCAGGAGAGGGCGCCCUUCUCUGCCCUCUGGAGCGAAGAGGAAGUGAAGUGCCCCGUGAGCAACUUCCCCUUCUGGUUGGUUAGAGCUCGCGAGCACCUCCUCCCUCUCCUCCACAUGGGGCAGGGGGGCCUGAGCCCUCUCUGCACAACCUGACGCCUACCAGCUGCUGUGACACAGCCUGCUGUGCUGUGGCCGGUUUCUCCCAAUUACAGCGAAACUGUCAGCC
Molecule: messenger RNA, 2048 nt
Organism: Octodon degus (degu)
Lineage: Eukaryota; Metazoa; Chordata; Mammalia; Rodentia; Octodontidae
Gene: Stx5
Product: syntaxin 5
Exons: 10
Coding region: 440-1519 (359 amino acids)
Biological process (GO): endoplasmic reticulum to Golgi vesicle-mediated transport; intracellular protein transport; vesicle fusion
Cellular component (GO): SNARE complex; endomembrane system; Golgi membrane
Molecular function (GO): SNARE binding; SNAP receptor activity
Source: RefSeq, a predicted model, not a curated record